UUGAGACAUGAAACAAUGUCCAAUUAAAAAAAAAAAACAGAACAAAGGGAUGCUGAAAAAACUGUUUUUCCAAAUUUCUGGCACUCCCACCUGAAGAGAGGAGUCCAUGUGCAGCCCAUUUCCAUUGCUUGGUUCAGGCUGUGAGGUAGGAGUUGAUACAUUCUGUCGAUUCAAGGUUACAUCAGCAGUUUCCAUGGCACUGUGAGAGGUUGGGAAUCCCCUGCUGACUGCCUGACGAAUUUCUGGGAAUUGUAGCUAUUGACCCUUAGUCAUGGUGACACUUGCCAUAGGGCCAAGCAGCCUUCCACAACUCCCUGGCUCUCCUUUACCACCCAGUAGAAGAUUAACAUCAUAAUCAUGUACAAAUAUGCAGUGCCACUAUCAUAGCCUUUCCUUGAACACAAGGUUAAUUACUAAAGAUUACAUGACUAACACUGUCAGAGUAUAAAGGAAUAGCUGUGCGAAAUAAGUGUGCAAUAUACAUUGUUAAACAGUCUCAUACUGCUUAUUUUAGAAGCUAGGAUGGUUUUCGUACGACAUUGCUUUCUUGUGAAAAGAGGUGUACAUAGCGUGUCAUUGUUGGUCUUAUGUUAUCUGUCAGGGAUCCCUGUGGAAUGACUUCCCAAAAACCAAGUAUUCUUGGAACUGUUACAGUGAAUUUCUGCUUGGCUUCUGGCCAAAAACAAGAGAUACCAUUACACAUACAACCCUCUUAGUACUGGCUAGUUGUUUGUUGACUGGACAACUACAUAACUCUGUAGUGACAGUGGCAUCGGCAGGCCAGCUCCAACUUUACGGUUGACAUGAGGCGAGCAUGGGGCAAAUUACUCACCUACGGAUGACCGCCACAGUCUAUUAGGAUUUGACUGCUGCGAGGGGUUGUUAAUUGUUAAGGUACUAAACAUUCAUGGCCUAUGAAACAGGAGAACAUGAGAACAGUCAUUGGCACCGUCAUCCUCCAUUUGGCAUCAUCAUCAGGUCUCUGUAGCUCCAGCCGUUGGUAAUUACAUGUCUCUGUCACAGCAGAACAAAGUACUGAUUGACAAUCCCCUUGCCCGCCACUGGAGGACUGCCAUCUAUUGUGCCAUGCCUUACUUACCUGCAGAUUCUAUAUCUUUCAUGCCAGGACAUUAUCAAGGGCUCUCUUUCCCGGAAUAGGCUUACCCAACAAAGAUCCCAGCAUAGAUCUGGCAGGCGUUGAAUAGAGUUAUGUGAAACUGGUAAGAAUUGACAUAAUGUGGUGUUUAUGUGACAUGACACUUUAAAGAGACUUCACAGUGAUUAGAUAAUCAUUCCUAAUAACCGAUCUGAACAAGCUUUACGAGAUACAAGUUUGAACAAGCAAGUUUAUUAGGACUCUGAUGGGUUUAGUUAUGUGUCAGAUAACAAAAUGGGAAAACGGCAGUGCCAGUCCUAUGUUCUGCAGCUUAUUUCGUUACGAGCUACUGGUCCAUUUUGUGUGCAGAGAUAUUCUAAACAACGUAAGAGAUUUAAUGAUAAGUACUUUGUAUUGAGAAGCCAUAUUGUGUACCCUUUUGAUAAAACGCAGUGUAAAACGAGUUGUUCUAAUCACUGGGUUUGGAAGGAGAAGGGUGCCUCUGGCUUGAUCCAUCAUAGAGACUGGGUGGCAUAUAAUAGCAAAACGAGCUGGAAGGGAGACACAUUUAGCUCAACGCAGGAUCAAAGUAAACACUAAGCCUUCGUCUCUCUUCAUGCCUCAUCAGUCUUCAUAAGCGUUUUAGCCUAGACCUGACACGGGGUUAGUAAGACAACCACUGGAAUGUACAUUUUAUGCUACAGUGUAUUUGAGAAGGUUCCACACAAUUCAUAUCUGGGAGACAGACAGGUAAGGGCAGACAAACACAUCAUAGAGGUAGCCUGCCUCAGACGUGUCUGUCCCCUCUGUCACACAGUAAAACACAUACAUAAAAGAAAGAGUACUGACUUACAGUAACAGCCCCCCUCCUACAUACACACAAACAGCCACAAACCAACACACGUUGACACAAGCCACACACCCACGCACAGGACUGAGGCCAUCCUCUAUUAUCAUUUCUCAUAUGUUGCUUAUCUCCCCAUCAAUGGUGAAAAUGAUUUACAGACAUUAUUGCCUGGAGGCGUAACUGCAGUGAAAGUAUUCUUAAACUCAGAAGAAAGCGCUGGCAGAGCCUCUAUUUAGUUUUCUAUAAAAAGGUGAGAGGUGAAGGGGCGUACUGAGCUGAAGCAUGGUUUACGGGAAAUGGGUGCGUGACUUGAGGACAGUGAAAGUGAAAGGAGUUCUACGGUGAGGAUAUAAAGCUGUGCCUGAACCACAGUAGUCCAUUGAUCUGCAGAUCCUUGUCUAACGCAUUAAGACAGAGCACAACUGAGACAGGAUGUCUUUACGGGUGGCUGCACUUCUUCUGUUGGCAUCAGUCCUCUGGAGCCAUGUAGCAGCAAGCACAGAUCAGGCUUUGGACUGCUGCUUGACAACGACCGAUACCAAGCUUCCCCACAGAGUGGUGAAGUCAUACAGUAUCCAGACAGUCAGUGGAGGAUGUCGGAUAGCUGCCACUGUGUUUGUCACGAAGAAGAAUCAUAGACUGUGUGCUCCUCCUGCCACCAAGAACAACUGGGUGGCCAAACUCAUCAAGCAACUGAAGAGGAAAUCGCAUAAGGGAAAGGCCAGAAAAGGGAAGAAUGGCAAGAGAAGACACUGAAAGGCUGUGGGUGAUCCUUAAACCUCGGAGCUCCAGUAUACGUCCUUUGAGAAGAUUCAAUAUUUCAAAUAUUUUGUGAAUGGGACUGAAAGUUAGUUCUCAUUUUAAGGUGGAUGGCACUGUGAUACCGUUGAAUUAUUUUUGACCAACACUGUGUCAUGUGUCGUGUAUUGCAGAACAUUAUUGUCAAAAUGUUGCUCACAGUUACUAUAAGCUUGAUUUUAUAUUGUAUAACUCAUUUUAUGUAAAUAAAUAACUCUUUAUUUUUUU
Molecule: messenger RNA, 2969 nt
Organism: Salvelinus namaycush (lake trout)
Lineage: Eukaryota; Metazoa; Chordata; Actinopteri; Salmoniformes; Salmonidae
Product: C-C motif chemokine 19-like
Exons: 4
Coding region: 2376-2699 (107 amino acids)
Biological process (GO): positive regulation of ERK1 and ERK2 cascade; chemokine-mediated signaling pathway; cellular response to tumor necrosis factor
Cellular component (GO): extracellular region
Molecular function (GO): CCR chemokine receptor binding; chemokine activity
Source: RefSeq, a predicted model, not a curated record